GUGGCUGAGGCCACCCCCGGUAAAGAAAAGCCCGGGGUAACUGGUGACCUUCUCCACGCAGAAGAUGUUUGGGUACUUAUGGGGAUUCCUGUACAGCAACUAUUUUCGGUUUUGGCUGAAAUGGAUCUUGAGGCUGCUCACUAGGAAGUGUGAAUUGCAGCGUAUCUUUGAUGGGUCAAAGGAAGGCGCGCAGAGGACGCUAAACAUAGAACACUCGCUAGACUCAUCAAAGAAUAAGGUUUUAAGAAAUGCCGUACAUGUUGACGAAGCUGAAGUGGAGAAGUGCGUUAGAGAUGUAAUGAAAGAAAAGAAAAUUGAACAGAAGAAUACAGGGUUUAAGACAAAUCUGCAUGUAUGCUUGCUGCAGAUAUCAGGAUAUAAGAAACUUUAUUUGAACGUGGAAAGUCUGAGGAAGGUCCCUUAUGAUUCGGAUAACAAAGAACAUGAGGAACAGUUAAUUGAGCUUUGGAAUUUGCUGAUGCCUCAUGAGAAUCUGAAGGCCAGAAUCACCAAGCAGUGGUGUGACAUUGGCUUCCAAGGGGAUGAUCCUAAAACAGACUUCAGAGGAAUGGGCAUGCUGGGAUUAGUGAAUUUGGUGUAUUUUAGUAAACAUUACACCAAUGAAGCUCGUCAGAUCCUUUCUCGUUCAAAUCACCCAAAACUGGGAUAUUCUUAUGCAAUAGUGGGAAUCAAUCUGACAGAAAUGGCAUACAGCUUACUUAAGAAUGGUGCUCUAAAGUCUCAUCUGUACAACACGAUCUCUGGAUUGCCACAAAUGGAACACUUCCAUCAAUUCUACUGUUACCUGGUUUAUGAGUUUGACAAGUUCUGGUUUGAAGAAGAACCAGAAAGCAUUAUGCACUUCAACCAGUACAGAGAGAAAUUCCAUGAAAAAAUUAAGGGACUUCUACUGGAUUAUGAUGUCAUACUAACCUUAAAAAGUACAAAGAAACCUUAACCUCCUCUACAGUCUAUCAGGUUCUACAUCAAAAAUGGAAUUAUGCAUUUGGAUGACAGUUUUGCAUGUUUCGCCAAAAACUGUUUAACAAUGGAACUUUUUUUUACAUCAAGAAAAAAAUCAACACUUCAAUUAAGAAAGCUUGGACAAUCAACCUCUGUUUACAGCUCUUUAUAUGCUAUUCUCCAAAGGACUGCCUUUUUUGUUUGUUUGUUUUUAAACAUGAUCCACAAGUCUAGAGAUCCUGUGGGUCACUUACUCUCAUAAUUUCUUUUAUACUUCUUGGUGCAGGAACAUGAAGCAGGUAUUUCAUGCUGCAUCAUGUUUUCCAUUAAUAAGUUUGACUGUUAAUUGUCUUUUAAAACUUUUUUUUAGUUGAAAGUGUUCUAGUUUUAGAUUUUUUUCAUCCUUCUCUUGUUUUCUGUGCAUAAUUGAUAGUCCAUAAGUCAAUGUUAAAUUUCUCUGUGAUGAUGAGGUCCAUGAAGGGAAUGUAUUAGUUACUUAUGAUUUUGGAGAAGAGGAUUAAUCCAUCAACGUAGUAAUGUACUUACUACAAUUAGUUUCUGACUAGAGAAGUUUUCCAUCCAGGGAUUUGUACCAACAAAUUCCUGUGCAUGGAAAGAACUUAAUUUAGAGACAAACAAGAAGAACGACAAAUCAACAAUGCAAGGCUCAGAUCCUCAGAGUAAAACUGGCCCUUCUAAAAAUAUUCCUACUAUCAAAAUUUUCAGUUCUUUCUAGUCAGACUUCAGCUGCUCAGGCUGCUUGAUUUUGUGUCUGUCUGUAUCUUUUUUCCUUUUAGCAGCUAUCGUGGUAUUUUCCGCAGGAAGUU
Struthio camelus australis is the source of this 1790-nucleotide messenger RNA. The record is from RefSeq and is a predicted model, not a curated record. Lineage: Eukaryota; Metazoa; Chordata; Aves; Struthioniformes; Struthionidae.